AUGGACCAAGGAGACGAGGAGAUUAACUGUUUCCUCCGAGCUGUGGAGGAUGGAGGUCUGCUGAGAGGCUGCAGGGAGCUGUCCCCCCACCACACCUCCUCCUGCAUCUCCAUCACCUCCUCCUCCUCCUCCUCCUCCUCCUCCUCCUCCUCCUCCUCCUCCUCAGCCGACAGACACGCGGCCCUGCCCUCGCUCCAGACCCGGGCACCUGGCGGGUCGGAGCCGAGGAGAUCCGCGCUGAACCGCAGCCGAGCCGGCCGGGAGGGACGAGGGGACCCGGGCCCGGAGGACCGGUCCGGUCCGGCCGGAGGAGAGCUGAUGAUCUCCAUGAGGGAGGCGGGAGGAGGCGCCUCCAUCCCCGCGGCCUCCAGCGCUGCGACAUGCGCCACAAGCAAAGAGGAGCGGAAGGGGAAGAACAUGAUCCGCGGCUGGAAGAGGGACCGGGACCGGGACCGGGUCCGGGACCAGGACCGGGACCAGGUCCGGGACAGCGCUCCUCCUGCCGCUCCCUGCGUCCGGCAGAGGAAGGAGAGGAGCGGGGAUGCUGCACACCCGCUGGAUUGUGGAGCUCGAGGCGGCGGCGCUAUUGUUGUCAGGCGGCAGCAUGACGACACGCCGGCCGCCAAGAAACCCCGAGGAGCCGAGCAGGUCGACCCCAUGUUCACUGUGCCGGCCCCCCCCGCCCCGGGCCACCCCGGCGCCUCUCUGCCCUCGGCUCCUUCCUUCUCCCCUCCGGCCCUGCCCACAUCCAACCCUCUGCAGAUGGCAGUGAGGACCAGGUCCAUCGGCACCAACACCCAGGAUGCAGGCGCCUCCGGGCCCCUAGAGGGCGACCCGGCCGGUCUGGGGCCGUGUCAGCCCGGGACCAGCGUGAACCUGGAGGGCAUCGUGUGGCACGAGACCGACGAAGGUGUCCUGGUGGUGAACGUGACCUGGAGGAAGAGAACCUACGUGGGAACCUUGUUAGACUGCAGCAAGCACGACUGGGCCCCACCGAGAUUUUGCGAGUCGCCCUCCAGUGACCCCGAGCUGCCAGGUGGGCGUGGCCGGGGGAAACGGAUGCGGAUGGCGAUGGCCGAGCGUCCCUGCAUUGAGCCGGCGCCCGCUGCCAAAGUCAGAGGUCUCACACAGCACAGGAGCCGCGGAGGAGGCGUGGCCGGAACCUCUGCGCCGAUCCACAGCAAGGGCCGGCGAGGCAGCCUCAACCUCAUCAACAGCACCUGCCGAGCUCCAGCUUCUUUCUUCACCGUGGACGACGUGAAACCUUCCCACAGCGCCCCCUCCCUUUCGUCUGGGAAGCGAAAGAACAAACCUCCGGCCGACCUGGACCUCAGCCUGGUCUCUUCUGACGACAUCAAAAAUGGCAACGGGAAGCGGAUUCGAGCCAAAUCCCGCAGCGCCCCGUCCACGCCGCAGGGCAAAUCUGACCCCUCCUUCAUGGAUCCAGGGGGAGGUGGUGCCUCUUCACCACCCCCGCCCAUUCUCAUAGACUGUCCCCACCCCAACUGCACUAAACGCUACAAGCACAUCAACGGGCUGCGCUACCACCAGACACAUGCACACCUGGAGGCCGAGGAGCAGAGGAAGCCUGAGCUGGAGCCCAUGAAGGACGGAGAAAGUGAGGAGCGACUAUCAGACUGUGAGGACACCAUCAGCAACAUAACAUACGACCUCACAGAGCCUAACAGCAGCACUAAUGCCAACAGUUCCUCGAAGAAACCUGCACCUCUCUACAAGGUGACCACGGUAGGGUCUCCUAAGAACAGACGGCUACUCCUGAGUACCGACCACAGCCCCACAGCUAACUCUAAAACCAGAAGAACCUCACUGCUAAAAGAUGGGCUCAUCGAUGACCUCAGCAAUCUGCCCAUCAUCUCCAACAUGACCGUGGUCCUGGAGAACUGCAUGGUCCCAGACAGGAACUCCAUGGUGGAGAUGCCCAAACUUGAAGCUGAAGGUUUGAUCGACAAGAAGGGAGGCGCAUGUGAUAAAGGCAAGAAGGCCAAUGGGAAGGUGGAGAAACUUUCCAAGUCACGGACAAACCGGCCAAUUGCUCCAGCUCCUGCUCCUCCCAAGCUGAUCGCCAUACCCAAUGCAACGUAUCCCCCCGGCACAGCAGAUACUGCCCCCCCACCGCAGGCCUCUCCCAUGGCAGCUGUGGGUCUCACGAGUAAAACCCUUCCUCUAAAACCAAUCAAACCAAAGCUGAGCAUCGUUGUGGAGCCGACCCUCGUCAAAGCAACACUGGUUACCUGCAGCAAAGAGACCAGGAAGAAGGAGAAGCGGAGGCUGAAGGACAAACACAACAAAGACGAGUCCACCAGGACACCUAAUGGAGACAGCAGCGGGAUCAAAAUGGAGGAUGGUGGUGGUGGAUCUAAAAUGGGUGUCAAGGAAAUUUCUGGAAGCCUUCUGAAGGAACACCUCAGCAAGCAGGACGUGAUGAAUGGACUCACAGAAAGCCAAGAGAGCAGGAUGGCCAGUAUCCGUGCAGAGGCCGAUAAGGUCUACACCUUCACGGACAACGCCCCCAGUCCCUCCAUCGGCAGUUCCUCGCGGCUCGACGCCGGUGGGAGUUGCCUGGUAGCAGCUGACAGCAGCAGCAAGAACAACAGUCCCGCUUACUCCGACAUCUCCGAUGCCGGGGACGAUGGAUCCUCCGAAUGUCGGUCAGAUGGCCUCAGAUCCAAGUCCGGCUCGUCUGCCUCUUCUGAUGUGAGCUCUAACGGUAACCAUAGUAACUCUGGUAAAACCCCUCCCACUUCAUCUGCCCCAUCCUCAAAAGACUCCCAGUCUCCAUACUACCACAGCUACGAACCCUACUACCUGCCGGGGUACAUGCAGUCGGAAAGGCAGAACAGCAGCAGUGUUGCUUUCCACAAAAGCUCUGCCCAUGACGGCAAAGGGAAAGACAGAAAGGAAGAAGUGAAGGAGGAUGACAAAAGCUCUUCCAACGAGUUCUUGGACUCUAAGAAAGGCGAUGGGCCGCCUCAAUCUCAGCUGCAGCUGGCCAUGAGUCAGACCCAGACUGCGUUAGCCCAGUCCCUGUACUAUGGCCAGUACUCCAGAGGACUUUACAUGGACCAGAAAAUCUUACUGGCCUCCAAAUGCUGUGACCAGCCACCAGGUGGCAAGCAGAGGGGCGAGAGGGGUCAGGGGUUGAGAGACAGUGAGGACCUUAAGCACAUGGUUGGAGGACCAGCCAGUGGACCCUUGCUAGGGAAGGGUCCGGACGGGACUAAAGGCUGCUGUCCCAAAGCCAUCCUGUCCUACGUGGAGAUGAGUGAGAGAGGAGAAAGGGUCCAGGGUCUGAGCUUGAAGGCGGUUCACGGUGGACUGGUGGACCAGCACCAGGUCUCGAUGAAAGACUGUGAUGACAUCAAGUCACCCUCUUCUUCCUCCUCUUCAUCACUCCACAACGUGAACAGUCAGACAGAUCUGGACUCAAAUGUUUCCUUUUCCAGUGCCUCAGACGGCCCGGCCUGGGCUCAGCGCCUCGCGCACAGCAAGUUCAUCGAGCUGCAGCACGGCGAGGAGGCCGAGGAGGGCGAGGCCGACCCGGGCACAGAGUGGGGCGCCACCGUGGAGCCGGCCGGGGCCAAGAUGACCUCGGGAGGAGGAGACCGAGGAGCAGGCGGGGAUGCUAACAAAGCCAGAGUCCACGGAUCCCACGAUCUCCCGCCGGUCAUCGACCCCGAGGACUCCGACCGGCUGGAGGGGCUGGACGAUCAGGGUCAGGAGCCAAUAGGAGGGCUUUCUGAGGAGCCUCAGAGCGCCCGGGCGGCGGUGUCUCCUCCCAUGACGCCCCAGCAGCCCUACCUCCAGUACCAGCACUCCUCCUACCCGCCCUACCUGGCGAUGUGCGAGAGCAGCGGCGCCUCCUACCGAGGGGUUUCGCCGACGCUGGUGCACAACUACCCGGGUUUCCACUACCCUCUGUACGGUAAGACGGCCGGCCGGGAGGAGUCAGAGGUGACCCCGCCCGGCAGAGGGGGGGCGGUGAGCAGCAAGCAGAGCAGCGACUCCACCUCCUCGUCGGCCAUGGAGCUGCUGCAGCAACAGAGCCACCAGUACCACGGGAAAUCUCCUGCUCCUGGAGAGAAGGGUUCCCCGGAGGGAGAGAGAGAGACGGAGAGAGAGAGGAACCACGUGUCGUUCGCCCGACACCUCCACACACACCACCACACACACUUGGGUAUGAGCUACAACCUGAUGUCAGGGCAGUACGACAUCUACCAAGGGUUGAGCUCCAGGUCGCUGGUCUCCAGCCAGCAGGGGGCAGGACACUCCUCCUCCGAGGCCGAAGGGAAGAAGUAG
This is a messenger RNA of Limanda limanda (common dab), 4317 nucleotides long. It is a transcript of the gene znf608, whose product is annotated as zinc finger protein 608. Gene Ontology annotation, biological process: regulation of transcription by RNA polymerase II. The record is from RefSeq and is a predicted model, not a curated record. Bases 1 to 4317 code for a protein of 1438 amino acids. The transcript has 10 exons. Gene Ontology annotation, cellular component: nucleus. Lineage: Eukaryota; Metazoa; Chordata; Actinopteri; Pleuronectiformes; Pleuronectidae.